Molecule: messenger RNA, 709 nt
Organism: Pollicipes pollicipes
Lineage: Eukaryota; Metazoa; Arthropoda; Thecostraca; Pollicipedomorpha; Pollicipedidae
Product: peptidyl-prolyl cis-trans isomerase 5
Biological process (GO): protein peptidyl-prolyl isomerization; protein folding
Cellular component (GO): cytoplasm; intracellular membrane-bounded organelle
Molecular function (GO): cyclosporin A binding; peptidyl-prolyl cis-trans isomerase activity
Source: RefSeq, a predicted model, not a curated record
AGACUGGUGGCUCAUCAUGCAGCUUUAUAUCUGGUCAGCAGUGUGCCUGGUGUUGGCCGGGCUGGUUUCGGGUGCUGAAAAUAAAGGACCCAAAGUCACAGACAAGGUGUGGUUCGACAUCACCAUCGGGGGCGAGAAGGCAGGCAGGAUCGAGAUUGGUCUCUUCGGCAAGACUGUGCCCAAGACGGUGAAGAACUUCGCCGAGCUGGCGACCAAGCCAGUUGGUGAGGGCUACAAGGGCAGCAAGUUCCACCGCGUCAUCAGCGACUUCAUGCUUCAGGGUGGUGACUUCACCAAGGGAGAUGGUACCGGAGGACGGAGUAUCUACGGCGAGAAGUUCGCCGAUGAGAACUUCAAGCUGAAGCACUAUGGUGCUGGCUGGCUGUCCAUGGCCAACGCUGGCAAGGACACCAACGGCAGCCAGUUCUUCAUCACCGUCAAGAAGACCUCCUGGCUGGACGGACGGCACGUGGUCUUCGGAAAAGUCCUGAAGGGAAUGGACGUUGUGCGGAAGGUGGAGGCGGGCAAGACGGACGGCCGAGACCGUCCCGCCAAAGACGUGGUGAUCGCCGACUGCGGCCAUGAGACCAUCGCCGAGGCAGACUACUUUUCUGUCACCAAGGAGGACGCCACUGAGUGAGCGCCGCCAACCGACGGGCCUCGACCGGGCGACCACCACCGGCCGCUGGCGGGGCGGGGGGGGGGGGGG